Pararge aegeria (speckled wood butterfly) is the source of this 2776-nucleotide messenger RNA. Its product is annotated as aromatic-L-amino-acid decarboxylase. The record is from RefSeq and is a predicted model, not a curated record. The transcript has 6 exons. Gene Ontology annotation, biological process: serotonin biosynthetic process; amino acid metabolic process; catecholamine metabolic process. Gene Ontology annotation, molecular function: aromatic-L-amino-acid decarboxylase activity; pyridoxal phosphate binding. Lineage: Eukaryota; Metazoa; Arthropoda; Insecta; Lepidoptera; Nymphalidae. Bases 115 to 1545 code for a protein of 476 amino acids.
GUACUGGUCACGGCGUGUGUUAUUUACUGCGAAGUGAACGGGCCUAUACAUAAUUCAGUUUCAGUUUAUUACGUUAAGUGAACGUUUCAAGAGAAAAAAACAUUAUUUGAUGCAAUGGAAGCUAAGGAGUUCAAGGAUUUCUCGUCGGCAAUGACGAACUACAUUGCCGAAUAUUUAGAAAACAUCCGCGACAGACAAGUGGUACCAUCAGUGAAGCCAGGUUACCUACGGCCAUUAGUUCCGGAGCAAGCACCAGAGAAGCCGGAGCCCUGGACAGCUGUGAUGGAUGACAUUGAGCGCGUGAUUAUGUCCGGGGUCACCCACUGGCACUCGCCUCGCUUCCACGCUUACUUCCCUACUGCUAACUCGUAUCCAGCUAUCGUUGCUGACAUGCUCAGCGGAGCUAUUGCGUGCAUUGGUUUCACUUGGAUUGCCAGCCCUGCUUGCACCGAACUGGAAGUUGUGAUGUUGGAUUGGCUGGGUCAGAUGCUCGGACUCCCCGAAGAAUUCCUGGCGCGGUCUGGCGGAGAAGCUGGCGGCGUGAUCCAAGGCACUGCCAGUGAAGCUACCCUAGUUGCACUUCUUGGCGCAAAGGCUCGUACAAUGCAAAGAGUUAAGGAACAACACCCUGAAUGGACUGAAGUUGAAAUUCUUUCGAAACUCGUGGGAUACUGUAAUAAGCAAGCCCAUUCGUCUGUUGAGCGCGCUGGACUUCUGGGUGGUGUAAGACUACGCAGUCUGAAGCCCGACAACAAACGUCGUCUACGAGGGGACACUCUCAAAGAGGCUAUAGAAGAGGAUGUUCGCAAUGGACUUAUACCUUUUUAUGUCGUCGCGACUCUGGGAACCACUUCUUCAUGCGCUUUCGACCUAUUAGAUGAGAUCGGUGACGUUUGCCAAGAAAAAGACAUUUGGUUACACGUUGAUGCCGCUUACGCUGGUUCAGCGUUCAUUUGUCCAGAAUACCGUUACCUGAUGAAGGGCGUGGAGAAGGCUGACUCGUUCAACUUUAAUCCACACAAAUGGAUGCUGGUUAAUUUCGACUGUUCCGCUAUGUGGCUGAAACAACCCAGAUGGAUAGUGGAUGCUUUUAACGUUGACCCACUAUACCUGAAACAUGAUCAACAAGGAUCCGCUCCUGAUUACCGCCACUGGCAAAUUCCCCUCGGCCGUCGUUUCCGCUCUCUUAAACUGUGGUUUGUCUUGAGGUUGUACGGCGUAGAGAAUCUCCAAAAGCAUAUUCGCAAACAGAUAGCCUUAGCUCACCUUUUCGAAAAACUCUGUCUCGAUGAUGAGCGAUUUGAAUUGUUCGAAGAAGUCACUAUGGGUCUAGUUUGCUAUCGACUGAAAGGCAGCAAUGACAUUAACGAGGCUCUAUUGAGGCGCAUUAAUGGCCGCGGUAAGAUUCAUCUUGUCCCAUCGAAAGUCGACGAUGUUUAUUUCCUGAGAUUGGCGAUCUGUUCCCGUUUCUCCGAGGAGAGCGACAUUCAUGAGUCUUGGCAAGAAAUUAAGGCUUCGGCUGAUGAAAUUCUUGCGGAAAAAUAGAUGAAUAUACAAAAUAUAGAACAACAGAUCAUUUAUGAAUAUCGAUAAUCGAAUGUAUUGUAUAACUCAUAUAUUACCUUUACUAAAGGUGUAUUAUGUCCUAUUAAUGAUUAUAUAUUUAGACGCCAAAAGUUCUUGAUAAAAUGAUAUAUCUUUAUCGCUUUUGGAGUAUUUCGAGAAUGGAGUCAUUAGGUACUAUAUAUAUAAAUAAUUCAAACGAUGUGUUUGAAUAUGUAGGUACAAAUAAAUUUUCAUUUUCUGUUAAAGUAAUGGAUACUCGAUUUACAUUUUUAAAAACUUAAAUGUUUAUUGUUUAUUCACAUUCGAGAUUGUAUAUUUUUAUGUAUUAAGCUUAUAUUUUUCAACUAAUUUUUAUACUUUAUUCGCAAAGCUUUCACAAAAAUUGUCUCGGUUGUGUACGCUAUGUUUAUAUGAGGCUAAAGUAAAUGGGUACCUAAUGGUCUCUCUUAAAUAAAUAUAAAGUGAUAACCGUGAAAAGUAAAGUAACGGUAUAAAAACAUGAAAUUAAGUAAUCUAAAAAAAUACCAACCCUAACUAAUGCAUCUUAUAUUGACAUCGCAAUAACAUUAUUGUGUAUAUGUAUUGUGUGUGCGUAUAAACGCGUGUUUGAAUUAUUAUUAUAAUAUAUUCUAGAUCUUAACCUUAUUGCUUUUGCCACAGUAAUCUGUGACCCUAUUUGACCUGUUUGAAUAUUAGCACAGCUGACUAAAUGGUUGAUGCUGCAUAUUUUUAUAUGACAACUUUAAUAUAACACGCAUUUCCCUAAAGGUGAUCUCAGAAAAAAAUGCGGAAGAAUCUUUAUUAUGAAUAAAGUAUUCAUUCUAUAUAAUAAAGAACUUUUUUGUUAUGAUGCCGAUGGAAGAUUAAGUAAUAACUAAUUUCAGCACGGCUUGCAUGCGCAGGAGACAAAUAUAUCCCCGGGAAAGAAAAAUUUAUCUUCUCUCACAGCUUCAUCAACUCUCAGAAAACACGCGCAUAAGUGGAAAUAAUAUUAUCCAAAUAAUAUAUGUGUAAUAAAAAACGGGGGUUAACUUCUCCUAUUCCAUGUUCCCGUGGUUUAGCGGGUGGACACGUUCAUUAUAUCCCUUGGGAUAUAAUUUUCUGCCCAUGCUAGCCCUGCAGGUAUACUGCGGUUUACAGAUGGGCUGAUCGGCCCUACCAACUAUCAUCGUGAGUAAUAUUUACCGCUAAUAUUUAUUUCUAGUAACUG